AUGGUUCUGGACCGAUUGAAGCAGUUGGCCCAGCAGGUCACCAAUAGCGUAUCUCCUCCCCAUCCGUUUGACCCGCUGUCCUCGCUCGAGAUUGAGACUGCUACUUCCCUUGUCCGGGGCGAACAUGGCUCGCUCUUCUACAACGCUGUCACACUUGAUGAACCCAAGAAAGCUGAUAUGCUUGCAUGGCUUGCGGAUCCAGAUCACACCCCUCGUCCACACCGCAUAGCAGAUGUAGUUGCAAUUGGGAGGGGCAGCAAGGUGUUCGACGGGCUCGUUGACCUUGACGAGCGCAAGAUUAUACAAUGGAAGGAAACUCCAGGCGUGCAACCACUGAUCACCAUGGAAGACCUCCAAGUUGUCGAGCAUAUCUGUCGCCAAGACCCCAAAGUAAUUGAGCAGUGUGGCAUCAUUGGCAUCCCCAGCCAGGAUAUGGACAAAGUCUACUGUGAUCCAUGGACCAUUGGAUAUGAUGAGAGAUUUGGAAGUGGCAUUCGCUUGCAGCAGGCGUUGAUGUAUUAUCGUCCACACGUUGAUGACAAUCAAUACGGCUUCCCGCUAGACUUCUGUCCAAUAUUUGAUGCUGACAAGCAAGAGAUCAUCCAUAUCGACGUCCCGAAGGAGAGACGGCCGGUCAACCAAGCGCCUGCUAACAAUUACCAUCCGACCGCCAUAAAAAACUCGGGCGGAUACCGAACUGAUCUCAAGCCUAUCAACAUCACUCAGCCUGAAGGUGUAAGCUUCAAGGUGAACGGCAGAAUCAUAGAAUGGCAGAACUGGUCUGUCCAUGUCGGCUUCAAUUAUCGAGAAGGAAUUGUGUUGAACAAUAUUACGUACUUUGACAAGACAGAGAACAAAGUUCGGCCCAUCUUCUACAGACUAUCACUGGCUGAGAUGGUUGUACCGUACGGCAACCCAGAGCACCCUCACCAUCGGAAGCAUGCCUUCGAUCUCGGCGAGUAUGGUGGUGGAUACAUGACCAACUCGCUUGCCCUUGGUUGUGACUGCAAAGGCUCGAUCCACUAUAUCGACGCAAACUUGGUUAAUCGUGCCGGAGCAGCAACCAUAAUUAAGAAUGCUAUCUGCAUUCAUGAAGAAGAUGCCGGCAUUCUGUUUAAGCACACUGACUUCCGUGACGACUCUGUUGUUGUUACACGCGCCAGAAAGUUGAUCAUCUCCCAUGUCUUCACGGCGGCCAAUUACGAGUACUGCGUGUACUGGAUUUUCCAUCAGGACGGAACGGUCCAGCUCGAGAUUAAGCUUACAGGUAUCUUGAACACGUACCCCAUGAACCCAGGUGAAGAUACCAAGGGCUGGGGUACACAGGUCUAUCCUGGUGUCAAUGCUCAUAAUCAUCAGCAUCUCUUCUGCUUGAGGGUUGAUCCCAACAUCGACGGCCCAAACAAUACAGUUUUUCAAUCCGAUGCUGCACAAGGACCAGGUGAUGUGGGUUCUGUGGAGAACAAAUACGGCAAUGCCUUCUACGCGAAAAGAAAGAGAUAUACCAAUCCUGUUGAGAGCAUGUCAGAUUAUGAUGGACAGAGUACACGCACGUGGGAGAUAUGCAAUGAGGACAAACUGAACCCGUACUCCCACAAGCCAGUAUCGUAUAAACUCGUCAGCAGAGAAGUGCCGAAGCUCCUUCCGAAAGAAGGCGGCCUUGUAUGGAAACGAGCGGGUUUCUCUCGACAUGCCGUCCACGUCACCAAAUAUAACGACAACCAGAUACAUCCUGCAGGCCGCCACGUCCCGCAAACUUCAGGCGAUCCCGCUCGAGGGCUCCCUGAAUGGAUUGCCGCCAACCCAAACGAGAACAUCGCCAAAGCCGAUAUUGUCCUCUGGCACACAUUCGGCAUCGUCCAUUUCCCGAGCCCAGAGGACUUUCCCGUCAUGCCAGCCGAGCCAAUGACGCUGCUGCUCAGGCCUAGGAACUUCUUCACCAGCAACCCGGCAUUAGAUGUACCGCCUAGCUUUGCGAAGACGCCGAGCGAGGUGCUUGCUGGUAAGAGAGGCUACGAUAGCAACAAGGAUAAGGCGAGCGUGCUUGUUUAG
Molecule: messenger RNA, 2052 nt
Organism: Endocarpon pusillum Z07020
Lineage: Eukaryota; Fungi; Ascomycota; Eurotiomycetes; Verrucariales; Verrucariaceae
Product: Copper amine oxidase 1
Exons: 2
Coding region: 1-2052 (683 amino acids)
Biological process (GO): amine metabolic process
Molecular function (GO): copper ion binding; primary methylamine oxidase activity; quinone binding
Source: RefSeq, a predicted model, not a curated record